This is a messenger RNA of Prunus armeniaca (apricot), 897 nucleotides long. The record is from the annotation of a GenBank genome assembly. Lineage: Eukaryota; Viridiplantae; Streptophyta; Magnoliopsida; Rosales; Rosaceae.
AUGGUGCAUGGGCUACCUCAGUUCAAGAGUCCAUCAACAGUGUGUGCUAAUUGUAUGAUUGGAAAGCAACACAAGGAUUCAAUUCCAAAGAAGAGCAAUUGGAGAGCCACAGAGAAGCUCCAGCUUGUUCAUGCAGACCUCUGCGGACCAAUCUCUCCCAUCUCUAAUAGUAAGAAGAGGUACAUUAUAUGCUUUAUUGAUGACUUUACUAGAAAGGCAUGGACUUAUUUUUUAGUAGAAAAAUCAGAAGCAUUAAGCAUGUUCAAACAUUUUAAGAGUUAUGUUGAGAAAGAAGUAGGAGGGUAUAUAAAAUGUUUGAGAACAGACCGAGGAGGAGAGUUCACAUCAUUAGAAUUCAAUGAGUUUUGCAUAGAGCAUGGCAUCAAGAGGCAAUUGACAGCAGUGUAUACCCCACAACAGAACAGAGUAGUUGAAAGGAAAAAUCGAACGGUGAUGAACAUGGUUCGAUGCAUAUUAUCUGAAAAAAAGAUUCCCAAGACUUUCUGGUCAGAAGCAGUAAACUGGACAACAUAUGUUCUAAAUCGGAGUCCUACAUUGGUUAUAAAGAAUCAAACACCCGAAGAAGCUUGGAGUGGAAACACACCAUCAAUUGAGCAUUUUAGGGUUUUUGGAUGCGUGCCACAUGUGCAUAUUUCUGAUGUGAAAAAAGAGUCCAAGGCAUAUAGACUCUAUGAUCCAAUUGCAAAGAAGGUUGUAAUUAGCAGGGAUGUAGUAUUUGAGGAAGACAAGUCUUGGGAUUGGGAUAGAAGUUAUGAAGAACAUAUAAUGGCUGAUCUGGAAUGGGAUGAUGAAGGAGAGAAUGAGGCAGUGAAUGCAGAAAAUGAUGGAGCAGUGAGUGGGGGAAAAAGAAGGAGUCAUUGCAGAAUCAGUUGGUAG